This is a messenger RNA of Triticum turgidum subsp. durum (durum wheat), 1275 nucleotides long. The record is from the annotation of a GenBank genome assembly. NCBI's taxonomy places the organism in Eukaryota, Viridiplantae, Streptophyta, Magnoliopsida, Poales, Poaceae.
AUGGAGCUCAGCGUCGCCGCCGCAGCCGUGGAGCUCGGCAAGCGGGGCCGCCCCGACGACCAGUACCAGGAGCAGGACCAGGACCACGGGGAUGCCAAGCGGCUGGCGCUCGUGCCGUGGCCGCCGCACCAGCAGCACCCCUCCUCGCGGAUCUACCGCGUCUCGCGCGGCUCCGGCGGCAAGGACCGCCACAGCAAGGUCUACACGGCCAAGGGCAUCCGCGACCGCCGCGUCCGCCUCUCCGUCGCCACCGCCAUCCAGUUCUACGACCUGCAGGAUCGCCUUGGCUAUGACCAGCCCAGCAAGGCCGUCGAGUGGCUCAUCAAGGCUGCCGCCGCCGCAAUCGACAAGCUCCCCGAGCUCGACGCCGCCGCCUUCCCCAACCACCCGGCCUCAGCCUCAGCCUCAGCCAACAAACAGUCUUCUGCUCUUCACGCGGAGGCCGACGACUCGCAGCCCCAGCAGCUCACCAGAUCGGGCUGCAGCAGCACGUCCGAGACCAGCAAGGGCUCCGUCCUCUCGCUUUCUCGCUCCGACAGCCGCGUCAAGGCUAGGGAGCGCGCGCGCGACCGGAGCGCCUCUGUGAAGGACAAGGACGACUCGGUCACCGCCGCCGUGCACCGCCGGCCCCCCUCGGCGCAGGCGGCUUCCUUCACCGAGCUGCUCACUGGAUUGGCGGCCGCCACCCCAGCUGUUGCUCAGCACAAGCAGCACAACUCGUGGCAGCAGAUGACCGCGUCUGCCACCGCGGACUACCUCGGCUUCGCCCAGCCCCGGAAAUCCGGGCACGGGAUGCUGCACACCUUCGCCUCCCCGGCCCCGCACCUGGGCAACAUUGCGCCCGUCUCCAUGGCCCCGGCGCAGCACUUCAGCUUAUCAGCCGGCGGCGGCGAUUCGCAGACGGAGAUGCCGCACUUCUCCUUCUCGCAAGACCACUACAUGCCCGUCCAUGCGGCGCCAGCGUCGGGUCCGGCAGUAGACUACAGUCUCAACUUCUCCAUGUCCUCGGGUCUUGUGGGUGUCAACAACACUAGGGGGACCCUUCAGUCCAAUUCGCAGCCGCACCUCUCCGGCCACCACCACCACCACCACCACCACCAGCAGCUCCAGAGGCUGUCUACUCCACUGGAUGCUCCGCACAUACCCUUCUUGUUCAGCCCAGCCGUCGCGGUGGCCUCCCCCACCACAGCGGAGAGCCACUUCGGCGCGGCGGCCGCAUUGCAGCUCUGGGAGGGGUUCCGGCACUCCGACAUGAAGGAGAAGGGCAAGAACUGA